Chlorella variabilis is the source of this 276-nucleotide messenger RNA. RefSeq lists its product as hypothetical. Gene Ontology annotation, biological process: GPI anchor biosynthetic process. Bases 1 to 276 code for a protein of 91 amino acids. NCBI's taxonomy places the organism in Eukaryota, Viridiplantae, Chlorophyta, Trebouxiophyceae, Chlorellales, Chlorellaceae. Gene Ontology annotation, cellular component: endoplasmic reticulum membrane; dolichol-phosphate-mannose synthase complex. The transcript is spliced from 3 exons. The record is from RefSeq and is a predicted model, not a curated record. Gene Ontology annotation, molecular function: enzyme regulator activity.
AUGGUGGCAACCGCGCUGGCGGGGAAUCUGGUGCUGGUCGCCGCCUGCGCGCUAUACGCCUACUACACUGCCUGGGUUUUGGUCACGUCGUUCGUGGAAGAAGGCCAGCCAAUACUUCGCCUGUUCCCUCCCCGCCACUUUGCGAUAGCAGCGCCCGUGCUGGCGGGCGUGGUGCUCUUCGGCGUGACGCUCUGCACCCUUGGAGGCUUCAUCGUGUCCUCUGAGCUGGGCAAGCUCCGCCAGCAGUGGGCUGAGGCCAAAGCCAAGGCGGCGUAG